GCAAAAAAAGAAAAAAGAAAAAAGGAGAACCCUUCAUCACAUCGCAAAAUUCCUAAUUUCAACUCCAGUUUAGUGUUUACUUUCCUCCUCGAGCCCUAGAAAUACCAGUGCAAGCGAUCUCAUCGCCAGAAAUUUUCUUCGAAAUGGCCGAGAAGGAUUCUCCAUCCGGAUCCAGCAAAGAGAACCCGAACCCAGAUCAGGAUUCCGACGUAAGCCGAUUUCAAAACACCAUAGAAAACAUCGUCCAGAAGUUUCAAGGCUCGAGUUUACAAAACCACCAGGAGCACAAGUUUUGGGAGACUCAGCCCGUCGGCCAAUUCAAAGAUCUCGGCGACUCGAGUUUCCCCGAGGGCCCCAUCGAGCAGCCAACUCCAUUAUCCGAAGUCAAGCAGGAGCCCUACAAUCUCCCCACUCUGUACGAAUGGACCGUGUGCGAUAUGGACUCGGACGAGAUCUGCAACGAAGUCUACGUUCUGCUGACCAACAAUUACGUCGAGGAUGACGACAACUUGUUCCGAUUCAACUACUCGAAGGAGUUUCUCAGGUGGGGUCUCCGCCCCCCGGGGUAUUUCAAGAAUUGGCACAUAGGUGUUCGUGUUAAGUCCUCAAAGAAACUCGUAGCUUUCAUCACCGCUAUCCCUGUGAAAAUGAGGGUGCGAGACGAAGUAGUUCAAAUGGCAGAGGUCAACUUUCUCUGCGUGCACAAAAAACUACGAUCGAAAAGACUCGCCCCUGUAAUGAUUAAGGAAGUAACGAGAAGAAUCCAUUUGGAGAAUAUUUGGCAGGCGGCAUAUACAGCUGGCAUUCUUCUCCCCACCCCACUCACCACUUGCCAGUACUGGCACAGGACAUUAAACCCUAAAAAGCUAAUCGAUGUCGGUUUUUCUAGGCUCGGAGAUAGAAUGACUAUGAGCCGUGCGAUUAAACUCUAUAAAUUACCAAAUUCAACCGCGACUCCCGGAUUUCGAAAAAUGGAAAUCCGAGAUGUUCCGAAGGUUACUAUUCUGUUGAGGGGCUAUCUGAGCAGGUUUGUUGUGGCCCCCACUUUCGACGAUGCUGAGGUGGCGCACUGGCUUCUCCCUCAGGAGAAUGUGGUCGACAGUUUCGUGGUGGAGAAUUCGGAGACUCGUGAAGUGACGGAUUUCUUCAGCUUCUAUACGCUGCCUUCGUCUAUACUCAACAAUCCGAAUUACUCGACUUUGAAAGCGGCUUAUACUUUCUAUCACGUCUCGACCAAGACUCCACUGCUUCAGCUGACUCAGGAUGCUCUUGUUAUUGCAAAGCAAAAGGAAUUCGAUGUUUUUAAUGCGCUCGAUGUUAUGGAGAACGAGCCGUUUCUGAAGGAGCUCAAAUUUGGAAGGGGCGAUGGUCAGUUGUAUUAUUAUCUCUAUAACUAUCGGCUGAGAGAGUCUUUGAAGCCGUCGGAACUUGGACUCGUGAUGCUAUAACUUUGUGCGUGAUCUUUUUUUUCUUUUUUUUUUCUUUCUGUUUGGAAUUGAUGAUUGGACAAACAGCAGGGCUUUCUUUUUCUUGGUCUCUUUCAUGUUGGCUGUUGAACUAUUUUUUGGUUGAAUUUCGUUCAUAUUGACUUAUGUGAUGAAUCGUGGGUGCUUGAAUGCUGCGGUUGGUGGCUUAUUUGAGGUUUUUUUUUGUUUUUU
Molecule: messenger RNA, 1658 nt
Organism: Erythranthe guttata (spotted monkey flower)
Lineage: Eukaryota; Viridiplantae; Streptophyta; Magnoliopsida; Lamiales; Phrymaceae
Gene: NMT1
Product: myristoyl-CoA:protein N-myristoyltransferase
Biological process (GO): N-terminal peptidyl-glycine N-myristoylation
Cellular component (GO): cytoplasm
Molecular function (GO): glycylpeptide N-tetradecanoyltransferase activity
Source: RefSeq, a predicted model, not a curated record